This is a messenger RNA of Besnoitia besnoiti, 1767 nucleotides long. RefSeq names its product ribose-phosphate diphosphokinase subfamily protein. Gene Ontology annotation, cellular component: ribose phosphate diphosphokinase complex; cytoplasm. The transcript has 6 exons. NCBI's taxonomy places the organism in Eukaryota, Apicomplexa, Conoidasida, Eucoccidiorida, Sarcocystidae. Gene Ontology annotation, molecular function: ribose phosphate diphosphokinase activity; magnesium ion binding. The record is from RefSeq and is a predicted model, not a curated record. Gene Ontology annotation, biological process: 5-phosphoribose 1-diphosphate biosynthetic process; purine nucleotide biosynthetic process. Bases 1 to 1767 code for a protein of 588 amino acids.
AUGGCGACGUCUUUUUGGCAGGCUGGGGCGGUCUUCGGCCGACCUCUACGUCUGCUGUCUUCUCUCUAUCCUCACGUCUCUCUUCGUUCCGCAGGCGCACUCGCGUCGUCAAUCUCUUCACUGCCUCGUCCGUACCCUCGCUCUGCUUCAGCGCUCGCCUGCUCGCCGCAGAGCGAGCGAGGGCUUCGUUUUCUUUCUUCUGCCGCCGCGGGGACCAUCGAGGCCGUGGACGCGAACGCGACCGUGGAGCGCCGGGGCGAGGCUGGGGCUGGCGAGCAGCCGGAGGGCCCUGGCGCCCUGGACGGCAACGGGGCGGUGAUCAAGGGACCGUAUGCUCUAGCGGCGGCGUUCGCCGCGGUGCUGUUUCCGUUCGUGUUUGAGGGCGCCUCUGAGCGUCGCGGGCGGAGUGGCGACCGCUCGCUCCCGCUCUCUCCUGCCCGCGCGACCGCACCGGAGCGACCCUCCUCUGCUUCCGCCCUGGCUCCGCUCGCCUCCGCGUUGCCUCUCCUUCGCCACUUGUCUUUCUCGUCUCACGUCUCGCUCGCUCCCACGCCCGCUCUGUGUGCCGAGAAGCCCGCGGCGGAUGAGGCAGCCCCUUCGCAGUCUGCUGUGGGCGCCGAGUCGGCGCCUGCCGCCUCUUCGGACGCGAUGUACCAGGAGCUCUGCGCAGACUCCUCGCUCCAACUGUUCAGCGGCUCGGCGCACCCCGAGCUCGCGCGCGAGAUCGCGGCUCACCUGAACGUGACCCUUGGCCGUGCCCACGUCGGUCGCUACGCCGACGGCGAGUGCGUGAUCAAAAUCCUCGACGAAGUCCGCGGCCGCGACGUGUUUGUCAUUCAAAGCACGCCCGCAGCCGGCGGCGACGUGCACAGCAGCCUCAUGGAGCUUUUCCUAUUCCUCACCGCGCUCAGAAGGGCUUCCGCGAAGCGCAUCACGGCGGUCAUCCCGUACAUGCCUUACGACCGUGAGACGGAGUUGAGUCACGGGGACGAGAUUCUGACCCCCAUGGCUGCCGCCGAUCUUGCAGUUCUUCUGCAGGUAUGCGGCGCCGACGGUGUCAUGUUCGUGGAUGUCCAUAAUCCGCGCAUGGAAGGGUUUUUCACUGCCUCCUCCACGACGCCGCUGCCGAUGACCAACAUCCAGCCUCAUCGCCUGGCCGUAAAGUACUUCAAAAAGAAGGAGCUUGUCAAUCCCGUGAUCGUGGCAACCGAUAACACCGCGGGCGAGAAGGCAGUGGCGUUCUGGACCUUGAUGAAGGGAGGCGGAGUCAACGCAGGCUUUACGACGAUGGUCUGCGACGCUCCCAAGCGGGAAGUUCGCGAAGGCUCUCCGAUUCUGUUUCCAGUGGUGGGCGAGCGCAGCGAGGGUGCAGAGGGCAGCGCUGAGGGCGCCUGGAACCACGUGGGCGACGUGGCGGGAUGCGACUGCAUCAUCGUGGAUGACAUUAUCGACACGGGCGAGAAGGCGGCCCGUACUGCGAAAGAUCUGCAGGCUGGAGGCGCGCGAAGAAUCUUCAUGCUCGCGACGCAUGGAGUGCUCUCAAAGGGCUCGGUCGACAGAAUCAACAGCAGCCCUAUCCAGGAGGUCGUUGUGACAAACACUGUGCCGUUCCCGUCGCACAUUUGCUGCGAAAAGCUCGUCGUUCUGUCCGUCGGCAAGCUCAUGGCAGAGGCUAUCAAACGUGUCCAUGAAGAGCAGUCGCUCUCUAGUUUGUUCGAUGAUGCGAAGAUUCAUUCGCACAUCACCGAGAGACGGCAGCUGCAGUAA